UUACGCAUGUAGUGGCACAUCAGCGCCUACUACAAACCUCGUGACUCGCGGUGUCGCUCAGUUUGCAACCUGGUCCUUCUCGGGAGGCUCAUUUUCGUAACUGAUUUCCUUUCCUAAUUCUUCUCUGUUUCUGCCCAACUCGCCAUGAAAGGUUGCAUUUGAAAAGAGACUUGACGAUGCCACCACAACGCACGGGGCCCGUGGCCGUGCUGCCGCCGGAGCCUGAAACCAGUGAAGAGGCGGCGCCGCUGCUGCCCCCGGAGGUGCCCGACCGACUCACCAUCAUGUCCCGCGUCGCCUACGGGGUGGGCCACGUGCUCAAUGACGUGUGCGCCUCCAUGUGGUUCUCGUACACUCUGCUGUUCAUGCAUGCAGUGACAGGCAUGCCCGGCGCCCAGGCCGGCGCCAUCCUCAUGCUCGGCCAGGUGGUUGACGCCCUGGCGACGCCACUCGUCGGCAUGGUGGCCGACAAACCCAUGGCCGGACCCCUCCGCAAAUACGGGAGACGGAAAGUGUGUCAUCUUGUUGGUACAAUACUAGUGAUACUGUCAUUCCCCUUCAUCUUCGCACCAUGCUGGUUGUGCGCAACGCCGAUUAGCGUGACCCCGGUGCCAGGGCAGCUGCCGGAUCCAGGAAUGAUGCCUCCGGACACAGUUGACUGGUGGCAGCAAAUAAUUUACUACGCGCCCCUGGUCACCAUUUUCCAAAUCGGCUGGGCCGCUGUGCAGAUUGCUCACCUCUCACUCAUCCCCGACCUCACGGCCAGUGCCCACGGCCGCACAGAACUCACGGCAAUUCGAUACAGCAUGUCUGUUGUCUCAAGCAUUGCCGUUUACAUGAUCACUUGGUCAGUGCUGCGAGUGACCAGGAAGAAUCCCGGUGAUCAAAUUGGCCCACAGGAUGCAUUCAAAUUCCAGAACAUCGUGCUAAUUGGCGUCGGCCUGGGCUCUCUGUUUUCACUGUGGUUCCACGUUUCGCUGAAAGAGCCGCCGUCGCUGCAGCAGAAGCAAAGCGCCGCCAAGAGAGAUAAAGAGCAGGCUCCUCUGCUCUUCAAGUCGACGUCCGCUUUUUUCAAGGACCCGCGCCUCUACCAGGCGGCUGUGCUCUACGUUUCCAGCAGGCUUUUCACUACCCUCAGUCAGGUUUUUGUGCCGCUUUACCUGGACGAGUCUCUAGGCGAGGACGCCGAGAGUCUGGCGUUGGUGCCGCUGUGCACGUUCAUCGCCAGCUUCGUCGCGUCCCUCGUUGUCAAAUACAUGAACAAGGGCCUCGGCAGAAUGGUCACCUACAUGGUUGGCGCGCUGCUCUGCAUGAUUGGCUGCAUCUGGAUUUACGUUGGCGAGGGGCUUACCUUCCAAAACAGGGAUAUCUACUUUGUUGCUACUCUACUUGGAACCGGUAGUUCGGUGACUCUUGUGACCAGUCUCUGCAUAACCGCCGAUCUCAUCGGAGACAGCACUGACAGUGGCGCGGCAGUUUACAGUGCGGUUACAUUUGCUGAUAAACUAUUCAAUGGUCUCGCAGUAAUGGUCAUCGAAAGUUUGAAAUGCCCAAAUAAAUGGGAAUGUCCUCACUAUUACCGAGACGCGGUUGCUUUCGUCUGCGGAGGCACGGUUUUGGUGGGAAUUCUUACCCUCGUCACAUAUUGGCGGCCGAGACUCUGGUGCCAAGGAAGCAGAGCAAAUCGGAUCCCUUGAAAUUGUGAUUUUUAAAUUUUUUACGCGCGCUUUUAAAAGUUUAUAACCCUUUUCUAGUUUGGUUCAAAACUAAACGUCACCUCAAAUUGAAUCGAAAUGACCAGUUUUAAAUAUAAAAAUAUAUAUUUUAUUUCCUAACGCUAUUUUGUUUAUGUAAAAUGAUAAAAUAAAAGCAAUGGUUAGUUUAUUUUAAUUCAGAACUUUGUAAGGAUUAUUUUCUUUAUUUACAAUUUUCUAUUUGGUAUACAUGUGUUUUCUUUCAAUGCAUUGAUCAGUUGUCACAUCUCACCAUAGCGAUUUUCUAUCUCGUUCUGCUCAAUAAAUAAAUAAUUGUAUAUUAUUACAUUUAAAGUUAAAACAAGUCUUCUAUUACACUCUGUCUGUUGCUGUUUCUUCGUGUAUCUGCCUCCUGUGUGUACGGAAAAAAAUAGAGCAAUGUAAGUAAUUGGUUGAUUGACAUUUGAAUCGCGUGGAAAACCAUAAAAAAAUAGGCAUGUAAUAAAUAAAAUUAACAAUCAGGGCGGAAAAUCGAGAGUUUGAACUGCAAAAAUCAUCUGGUGCGUACAAAAAAAUUAUAAAGCGUUUCAUAUUAAAGUAUCAUAUUUUCCAUCAUUUUGUGAGCGCGGUACACAAGUGUAUCUUACAGCUUAAGUUCCAGUUCAAUAUACUUGAUGGUUUCGAACGAGAAUUAAAUAAUAUAUUAAUAAUCAGUUUUUAAUCAUAAUUUCACCUAGGGUUUCAUUAUUUUUUUUAUUCACAUUUAAUUUUAAGUUAGACAAAAAAUGCUCAUCUCAGGUUGAUGUUGUUGUAUGUGGACAAUAAAUUUUUAAAUUUAAUUCAAUUACGCAAUCAGAGAAAAAAUUGUGUCUCUUGA
Messenger RNA from Neocloeon triangulifer, 2571 nucleotides. Its product is annotated as major facilitator superfamily domain-containing protein 12-like. Bases 177 to 1697 code for a protein of 506 amino acids. Gene Ontology annotation, biological process: carbohydrate transport. NCBI's taxonomy places the organism in Eukaryota, Metazoa, Arthropoda, Insecta, Ephemeroptera, Baetidae. The transcript is spliced from 11 exons. The record is from RefSeq and is a predicted model, not a curated record. Gene Ontology annotation, molecular function: symporter activity. Gene Ontology annotation, cellular component: membrane.